CGCCCCGGCCUCUCCCCCGCUCGCCCCCCACCGCCCCCGACCGCCGGAGCCCGCAGCCGGGAGCACGACCGCCCCCGCCGCCGAGGUUCCUGCCUAAAGAUCAGCUGGGUGCCCCCUUCUGCCUGCUAUCCCCUCCAACGCCAGCACCCCAUCACCAUGCACUCCUUGGACGAGCCGCUUGACCUGAAGCUGAGCAUCACCAAGCUCCGAGCGGCGAGAGAGAAGCGGGAGAGGGUGCUGGGUGUGGUCCGGCACCGCACUCUGCAAAGGGAGCUGGGCCUGGUGGAUGAUAGCCCCACACCUGGCUCCCCAGGCUCCCCACCCUCAGGCUUCCUGCUGAACCCCAAGUUUCCUGAGAAGGUGGAUGGACGCUUUUCUGCAGCCCCUCUGGUGGACCUCAGCCUGUCACCACCAUCUGGACUGGACUCCCCCAAUGGCAGCAGCUCACUCUCCCCCGAGCGCCAGGGCAAUGGGGACCUGCCUCCAGUGCCCACUGCCCCGGACUUCCAGCCACUGCGAUAUCUGGACAGUGUCCCCAGCUCCUUCCAGUUCUUCCUACCCCUGGGCUCUGGGGGGGCCCUGCAUCUGCCUGCUUCCUCCUUCCUCACACCCUCCAAGGACAAGUGCCUCUCGCCAGAGCUGCCCCUGCCCAAGCAGCUGGUGUGUCGCUGGGCCAAGUGUAACCAGCUCUUCGAGCUCCUGCAAGACCUGGUGGACCAUGUCAAUGACUAUCACGUCAAGCCUGAGAAGGACGCAGGGUACUGCUGCCACUGGGAGGGCUGUGCCCGCCAUGGCCGUGGCUUCAACGCCAGCAGGUACAAGAUGCUCAUCCACAUCCGCACGCACACCAACGAGAAGCCGCACCGCUGCCCCACCUGCAAUAAAAGCUUUUCUCGCCUGGAGAAUCUGAAGAUCCACAACCGGUCCCACACAGGUGAGAAGCCCUAUGUCUGUCCCUAUGAGGGCUGCAACAAGCGCUACUCCAACUCGAGUGACCGCUUCAAGCACACUCGCACCCACUACGUGGACAAACCCUACUACUGCAAGAUGCCUGGCUGCCACAAGCGCUACACAGACCCCAGCUCUCUGCGCAAGCACAUCAAAGCCCAUGGCCACUUCGUGUCUCACGAGCAGCAGGAGCUCCUGCAGCUACGCCCACCCCCUAAACCACCACUGCCCACCCCUGACAGCAGCCCCUAUGUUAGUGGGGCUCAGAUCAUCAUUCCCAACCCUGCUGCCCUCUUUGGAGGCCCCAGCCUGCCUGGCCUGCCCCUGCCCCUGGCCCCUGGCCCCCUCGACCUCAGUGCCCUGGCCUGUGGCAAUGGCGGGGGUGGUGGGGGUAUUGGCCCUGGGCUGCCAGGCCCUGUUCUGCCCCUCAAUCUGGCCAAGAACCCACUGCUGCCCUCUCCCUUUGGGGCUGGUGGACUGGGCCUGCCUGUGGUCUCCCUCCUCACUGGCUCCGCUGGCGGCAAGGCAGAGGGGGAGAAAGGGCGUGGGUCAGUGCCCAGUAGGGCCCUGGGCACAGAGGGCUGCAAGACUCCCCUCGAAAGGACGGAGAGCAGCCGCUCCCGGCCAAGCCCCGAUGGACUCCCCCUGCUUCCAGGCACUGUGCUGGACCUGUCCACAGGCGUCAACUCAGCAGCCAGCAGCCCAGAGGCACUAACUCCUGGCUGGGUGGUCAUCCCACCAGGCUCUGUGCUACUCAAACCAGCUGUAGUGAACUGAGCCUGCUUACCUACCUACCAGCUAUGACAGCUCAGCCAGCAGCUCUGGGCCCCACCCUGACGAACAGAAACUCUUCUGCGAAAUAGCAAUAAUGUCCUACUGCCCUGGGGCCUGGUGGUCUGUGCUCCCUGGGAAGCUGCAGUCCCAGAUGAGUUGGGCAGCAAGGAUGGUGCUAGAAGGUCAUUGUUGCCUUCCCAGGUCCCAAGUGAGGACUUGGCCCUGACCAUGCUCUUGGGUGCUGAGGCCUUGCUCACCCUUAGGCCCCUGCCCCACAGCUUCUGAGGCCCUCUGCCCAUCCUCCACCAGACUCUUAGUCCUUGGUUUCCCACCCUGGUGCCUCCUUCAUCCCAGGGCCAACUUGAGCAGGUUGUCUUCCCUCACUUGCCCGCUUAUCAGCCACAGAGGCCAGCAGCGACUGCUUCCCAACACUGGGAGCAGGCAAAGUAGCAUCUGCCCUCCUGCUGGUCCGGACCACCCCCAACUUCAUGUGAUGAGCUGUGAGGAGCCCCCACGGGGCCACAGCACCCCUGCAGUCUCACCCUAGACCCCUUUCCCUCUGGCCUACCCCCUGGAGGGAGAGAAGAUAAGAUGCAGACCCUGGCUAAGCCACAGGAAGAAGCCAUGCUGUUCCCCACCCACCCCUAUGACAAGGUGCCUUCCUGCUCGCUAGAGAAGGGAGGCCUGCUUGGUCAGCUGCCGUCAUCCCUCAUUCAGCCUGAAUCAGACUGCACUGCCAGAGGGCCAGCAACAUUCCCAGGUGAAGGGCCAGCUGACCACUCACUUGCCCCUAUACCCUGGAAUGAUCUGACUCAGGCAUCCUGAGCGUAUGGGAAACAUGGAGCCAGGGAAGGAAGGUGUCAGAUGGACAGUCCUCGUGCUAGGACUUAAUCCAAGCCCAACAGGCAGGGCCAGACCAGGCUCCAUCUUGGUCAUCCCAGCUGGGACUGGCCUCAUGGAGAUGCCUACAGGGCACUGGUACUGAGGCAAGAGGCAGCUUCUGGUCUUAAGGCACCAAGACAGCAUGCAGGGGAGGAAGUAGAGGGAGCUUUCUGGCCAUUGACUGAGGCCUGGGUCUGUGGGAGACUGGGCAGCCAAGCAUGGCUACGGGAAGGCCCAGCCCCUCUGCCUGGGAAGAGCUGGCUGGAGGAAGGAGCUGGACUUGGGAUGUUGUUGCCUCUGGCUUUUUCUCAGUUGAGCCUGAUCCUAAGAGACUCCCACUCAGCCAGCUCCCCUAGGGUCUAGCUACUAUGCAGGGGCAGAGUAUGCCAAGGAUAUAGGAUAUUGAUCCCACUGCCCAAUCUCCAGAAGCUAGGCUAUCCCAGCAUGUCCCACUCAACCAACCCUGGGCCUUUUGUUCCCUUCCUGCCAGCAGCUGGGAGCUCUGGCUUCUAGAGCACCUUUGUCACUAGUCUGCAAAAUGGCCAAUCCUCUCCAAUUCCCCACCCAUAGAACAAAAGAGCCACCAGAUGGCAGUGGGGUCCUCCAUAGCCCUGUGGUUCCUCUGAGCAGUUCUGAUCCCACUCUUUCCUGGACUGCCCUUCUGUCCCAGAAGGGUCACCCUGACCUGGCAGUCCCUGCUGCUGGUCUUAGAACCCCAGUCCUGACAGGGCCUGGCCAUGCUGGCUCUGCCCCUUGAUGGGGCUGUGAGCAAGGUAGAAAGGAGCAGGUCUCCUUUCUUUGGGUCCACCCUGGACCCAAGCACCCCCCCUCAUCCCUGUUAGGGCCCUAGGCCUUCAGUCCCUAGCUUGGGGGAUGUAUGGUUUGACUCAAGCCCAGGAGCAGAGGAAUAGGGCACUGGAAGGUGACAUUAGCUCAGCAUGUGAUUGGUGAUAGACCAGGCUUGGAAGGGCCAGUAUACUUUUCGUUGUUGUUGGUUUAUUGUUGCACAUUCCAGGAUAUCAGUAUUUUAACAGGUUCUAAGUGCCUUUCUAUUGUAGCUUAUGUUUUUCCUCCUCUUGGCUCCAUUGCUGUUAGCAUAGAGUUUAAAAAAGAGAUAAGCUAAUGACUAUAACAAUAUAUUCCUCCAUGUGAGAGGAAGUUUAUAAAGAAACAAUAAAAGUGAGUUGCAAA
This is a messenger RNA of Marmota monax (woodchuck), 3795 nucleotides long. RefSeq names its product GLIS family zinc finger 2 (gene Glis2). The transcript is spliced from 7 exons. Gene Ontology annotation, molecular function: DNA-binding transcription factor activity, RNA polymerase II-specific; RNA polymerase II cis-regulatory region sequence-specific DNA binding. The record is from RefSeq and is a predicted model, not a curated record. Gene Ontology annotation, cellular component: nucleus. NCBI's taxonomy places the organism in Eukaryota, Metazoa, Chordata, Mammalia, Rodentia, Sciuridae. Gene Ontology annotation, biological process: regulation of transcription by RNA polymerase II; smoothened signaling pathway. Bases 157 to 1725 code for a protein of 522 amino acids.